GACGUGUUCUUCCAGCGCCACGUCGUGAGGAAGUGUCGGUGCCCUCGAGCGGUUGAAAGGUGCUGGCGGAGCUUGUCAAGGUUACCUGGUUGGUGUCUAAUUGUUCUGUGCUGCUUCUGCUGAGGCAAGAACUAUGUCAUGGAUCAAGGAAGGAGAGCUGUCGUUUUGGGAGCGGUUCUGUGCCAACAUCAUAAAGGCAGGCCCAAUGCCCAAACAUAUUGCAUUUAUAAUGGAUGGGAACCGUCGCUAUGCCAAGAAGUGCCAAGUGGAGAGGCAAGAGGGCCACUCACAGGGCUUCAACAAACUGGCUGAGACUCUGCGUUGGUGUUUGAACCUGGGCGUCCUAGAGGUGACGGUCUACGCAUUCAGCAUUGAGAACUUCAAACGCUCCAAGAGUGAGGUAGAUGGGCUAAUGGAUCUGGCCCGGCAGAAGUUCAGCCGCUUGAUGGAAGAAAAGGAGAAACUGCAGAAGCAUGGGGUAUGUAUCCGAGUCCUGGGUGAUCUGCAUUUGUUGCCCUUGGAUCUCCAGGAGCUGAUCGCACAGGCUGUGCAGGCCACCAAGAACUACAACAAGUGUUUCCUGAACGUCUGUUUUGCUUACACAUCCCGUCAUGAGAUCAGCAAUGCUGUGAGAGAGAUGGCCUGGGGAGUGGAGCAAGGCCUGCUGGAUCCCAGCGAUGUCUCUGAGUCUCUGCUGGAUAAGUGCCUCUACACCAACCACUCUCCUCAUCCUGACAUCUUGAUACGGACUUCUGGGGAAGUGAGGCUCAGCGACUUCCUCCUCUGGCAGACCUCCCACUCCUGCUUGGUGUUCCAGCCUGUUCUGUGGCCAGAAUAUACGUUUUGGAACCUCUGUGAGGCCAUCCUGCAGUUCCAGAUGAACCAUAGCAUGCUUCAGCAGAAGGCCCGAGACAUGUAUGCAGAGGAUCGGAAGAGGCAGCAGCUGGAGAGGGACCAGGCUGCAGUGACAGAACAGCUGCUGCAAGAGGGGCUCCAGGCCAGUGGGGACGCCCAGCUCCGACGGACACGCUUGCACAAACUCUCAGCCAGACGAGAAGAGCGGGUCCAAGGCUUCCUGCAGGCCUUGGAACUCAAGCGGGCUGACUGGCUGUCACGUCUGGGCACUGUAUCAGCCUGAGUGAGGCUGGCCUCCUGCCACUUUGCCCUGCCCUCUGCCUCCAGGGCCCCACUCCCCUUUCUUUUCUUGGUGAAAGGUACCUCCCUCCUGAUGAUGAAUUGUGUUUCCUUUGCUUGGCAGGGGAGCCCCAGAGGCCAGGUUUGCUGGCCAUAGAUAUCUUUGGGCUGCCUGGGACAGUGCCCCUGGCGAGGGUUGAGGGUGAGAGUCUCUCACAAGUACACUAAACUCAAACUCUGAUCCAGGUCAAACUCUGAUCACGAAUAGGUUCGGAGAGCAGAGGGCCCCAGCUCUUCCAUCUUUGCCACUUCUACCUGUACUCCUAGGUGCACUUUCUUUUUCCACCAGCACAUCCUUCAACACAAAGAAUUUCGGGGAAGCGGUCUUCCCCAAACCUUAGCCCUUUACCCGUCCAUCUUAGUCUUCACAAAUGACGUGGACCCACCUUGGAUCUGCUGGUAACUAGCUAAUAGGCAGCCAGCGUCAUUUAGGCAAGGAAGGGGAGGGAGAAGCAGAAAGAAAAUUUGCCCAUCUGCUGCUCCUCCCCCUUGGCUUUCCACCUAGGAUUUGCUAUUGAAUCUCUACCCCCUCCCACCACACAGUGCUGUCUGCUCACUGAAAGCAGCGCCCCCAGUGGUGCGCGGAAGCCAGGCGGGUGAUUACAAUCCAAUUACCUAUUGUCGACUCAGCCCACACAAGCUUUUCUCCUCCUCUUGCAGGGCAUGGGGCCAGGCUCCACUCCCCAGUGAGACCGGUCCCCUCCAUGGCUACAGGGUAACAGAAGACCUAUAGGCCCUGGUGAAUCUAAUACACAGGCCACCUCCCCUGGAUCACAUCAGGACCAAGAGCACAGAAACAAGCACUUCUCCCAGCUGACUGCCUCCUGCCCUCAGCAUCUCGGCCUCUGCUUCCCACCUCUACAGCCUUUGAGGCUUUUCUCAGCUUUUGACCUGGACCCCUAAGUAGACCGUGAGACAAUUCCCAACAUGGCAGAGUCUCAGCUUGUGAGGGCCAAGGUUGCCCAGCAGGGAGAAGAGGGCCGAGUCAAGGGCUGUGUCCUUUUCCUUACCUCUCCCUGCCAGGCCUUGCUGCAGAGCUGCUGAGAGGAUUAGUGCCUUUGAAGAGCUGUCUGAGCAGCUCUGUGCUUCAGGUGCCCCAGAGCAGCAAGCACCAGCGGGUAAUACCAACCAAAGGCUACUCUGUUUAGUCUUCCCGUUUUACUUUCCGCAAACUUUCCCAGCACCUCCCUCUAGGGGAGAGGUAGGAUCUUGCAAGCAGUGCUAAGAGCGUAUUCUUUAAAACCUCUAAGUUCCCUAUACUCCAGUCUGUCUCCUCCCCUUUCUGUGCCUGGAUACCUGGCACAAGAGACCCUUUGGCCAUCAUCCCUGCCCCCAGAAGCAAGCAUAAAUGCCCGGCACUGCGAUUGAGAAGCCAAUCUAUGCACCCUUUGGCAAGUCCCCCCCUCACACACCUGGCACUCCCCACUACCAGUCCCUGGCACAGAGAGCAGGUGCUGUACAUUUUCCAGCUUUACAGUGGGGCUGCUGACAGCCUUAAUUAGGGAGGCAUGAAUUAUGCGGCUAUAAUGCAGAGCCCUACAAUUAAGGCGGGAAUGAGGGGCUGGAGGCAGCAAACGGAAUCUGCCCCGUGAGCAUGAUUGUUGAGUCCUGUCUCCUUUCUGGGUCUGACUUUCCCUACUAUGAUUGGGGUGCAGCAGAGGUGAUUAAUGAGGCUGGUAUCUUUGGCCUGAGGUCCUGUAGUCUGGGAAAGGUACACAGUGGGGAGGGGUGAGGAGUGGCUGCCUCAGGAGGCAGUGUAAGGGGUGGAAAGGAGAAGAGGCGGAGGGAUCGCUGCUGCUCAGGAACAGGGGCUGCAAAUAGUUGAUAUGAACUCAGUGAUUGCUUUCUUACCAGUGUGAUUUGUACAAACCAGCUCAACCCUUGCCUCAAGAAAUUAGGUGAGACCUAUUUAAAUGUCCUCCCACCUGUGAGCCAACCCCACCAGUUAAGGAUAUUUAUCGUGUUGCGUUCUCUCGGGUGUCAAAUAGAAUUUUUAAAUUUCUUUCUUAGAUGUAAAACUUGUUU
Messenger RNA from Kogia breviceps (pygmy sperm whale), 3219 nucleotides. It is a transcript of the gene DHDDS, whose product is annotated as dehydrodolichyl diphosphate synthase subunit. Gene Ontology annotation, cellular component: endoplasmic reticulum; dehydrodolichyl diphosphate synthase complex. The record is from RefSeq and is a predicted model, not a curated record. Lineage: Eukaryota; Metazoa; Chordata; Mammalia; Artiodactyla; Physeteridae. Gene Ontology annotation, molecular function: ditrans,polycis-polyprenyl diphosphate synthase [(2E,6E)-farnesyl diphosphate specific] activity. Gene Ontology annotation, biological process: polyprenol biosynthetic process.